GAGACUAGGACCACUUCCUGAAGCGCGAGACAGGAAGUUAUCUGGUAUCUCUGGAGUCCCGUGGAGAAAGUACCGGCUGCCGCAUUGGUGGCGGGUAGAGCAGGCGGUGGGUCGGCGGACUGGCUGUUUGGUCUCGCCGCAGCUAGGGGCCCGUUUCCAUCGCAGCACCACGGCCCCCUCCUCCAGCCCAGACCCCGGCGCGGCUGCCCGGGGGGCUCCUUCAGGCUCCUUGACGCCGCUCCAAGGGGCAUCUACCUGGGCAUCGCCAGGGCCUCCCGCCGGGCGACUGGCUCCCGCCUUCAGCACUCCGGGCCACUGUAAGAAGUGCCCUUAUCAACCCGUGCCGUGUCCCCCUCCCUGAGCCAUCGAGACCCUGGUCCAGAGCGACAGCCUUGGACCUGGGACUAGACGGAUCCAAGACGCUAAGCCCUGGCCUCCUACAGACGGGGCUCUGCAUCGUCUCUGAUAUGUCACCCACCAUCUCCCACAAGGACAGCAGUCGGCAACGACGGCCAGGGACUUUUAACCACUCUCUAGAUAUGAAGAGCGGUCCUCUGCCGCCGGGCGCCUGGGAUAAUUAUCCGGACUUGGUUGGCGGGGAAGGGGACAAAGAAGCUCUUCUGCGGGAUAUCGGCGCUAGUGACUUCUCAAAACCCCCAAGGAGCUGCCGGGCGGAAUUAAGCAGCAUUUUGCUGUUGCUCUUUCUUUACGUGCUUCAGGGCAUUCCACUGGGCCUGGCGGGAAGCAUCCCACUCAUUUUACAGAGCAAAAAUGUUAGCUAUACAGAUCAAGCUUUCUUCAGUUUUGUCUUUUGGCCCUUCAGUCUCAAAUUGCUCUGGGCCCCUUUGGUUGAUGCGGUUUACUUUAGGAACUUCGGUCGUCGCAAAUCUUGGCUUGUCCCUACACAGUAUAUACUGGGACUCUUCAUGAUAUAUCUCUCUACUCAAGUGGACCAUUUGCUCGGAAAUACAGAUGGCAGAACCCCCGAUGUGGUUGCUCUCACAGUGACAUUCUUUUUGUUUGAAUUCCUGGCAGCUACUCAGGACAUCGCUGUGGAUGGCUGGGCGUUAACUAUGUUAUCCCGGGAAAACGUGGGUUACGCUUCUACUUGCAAUUCAGUGGGCCAAACAGCCGGUUACUUUUUGGGCAAUGUUUUGUUUUUGGCCCUUGAAUCUGCCGACUUUUGUAACAAAUACUUGCGGUUUCAACCUCAACCCAGGGGAAUCGUUACUCUUUCAGAUUGGUUUUUCAGCAGCAGAUGCAGUAACAGGACUGAAAUUGGUAGAAGAGGGAGUACCCAAAGAACAUUUAGCCUUAUUGGCAGUUCCAAUGGUUCCUUUGCAAAUAAUAUUGCCUCUGAUUAUCAGCAAAUAUACUGCAGGUCCCCAGCCACUAAACAUAUUUUACAAAGCCAUGCCCUACAGGUUACAUUGUAUAGCAUGUAUGUUUCCAUAAUGGCUUUCAAUGCGAAGGUUAGUGAUCCACUUAUUGGCGGAACAUAUAUGACCCUUUUAAAUACUGUGUCCAACCUGGGAGGAAACUGGCCUUCUACAGUAGCUCUUUGGCUGGUAGAUCCCCUCACAGUGAAAGAGUGUGUAGGAGCAUCAAACCAGAAUUGCCGAACACAUGAUGCUGUUGAGCUUUGCAAAAAACUCGGUGGCUCAUGUGUUACAGCACUGGACGGUUAUUAUGUGGAGUCCAUUAUUUGUGUUUUUAUUGGAUUUGGUUGGUGGUUCUUUCUUGGUCCAAAACUUAAAAAGUUACAGGAUGAAGGACCAUCUUCAUGGAAGUGCAAAAGGAGCAAGUAAUGCAUUCACUACUGGACAUUCUAGAAAGGUAACUCUAGUUUAGUUUUAACUCAGAGAGUUACGAUAAUCAGUGUACAGGAGUAUAAAAUAUUAUUUUAAACAGGAAAUUAUUAAUAUAAAAUGCCAAAUGGUUAAAAAUAUAGGGACCUCUCUGUAUAUUUAAAUAUACUUUUCCUUGCCUUGUCAAUGUAUUUAAAGUUUACUUAAGGUCAGGAAAUUGGUACUAAAACAACUUUUCUGAUCUUGUUAUUUGAUUUAUGUCUUUUUAAUUUACUGACCAAAGCAUGUUUUAAGCUGCAAUGCAGUAGUCAUGGGCGGUAACCAUGCAGUCAAGUAUUGUUAUCAGUACCUAUCAUUGAGCUAUAUUAAAAUGUUUGGUAAAAUAUAUUAAAUGGAACAGAGCUUGAUAUUCAGGUACUAACUACAACUAGUUUGGCCUUGUUGGCAGUUCAAUCUUAUUUUGAAUUGCAAAUUGGUUAAAUUUUAUCUGGAAUUUCUUGAGAAGAGAAUAUAAACUACUGAAAUACCAUUUUAGUUUUAAUUUUUCUGACCAUAACCACAUUGUGCUAAUGAAUCUGUGUUAAAAAGACUAUUUUAAAUGUAUUUCCUGCUUUUGUAAGCAUUAAAGAUUUAUAGGAAGAUUAUUCAAACUAUUUUUUAUAAAAUGAAAACUAUGACUUUUAAUUUAUUUGUUCCCCUCCCCCUUCCCCCCUUUUGGAAGAUAUUUUGAUUCCUUGUUAAUUUUACCCUAAAGCUUACAUAUGGUUUUUUGUCGUAAGUGCUUCAUGACACAUGGACAGCUCACAAGUGGUUCAAAUUUAAUGUUGUAUAUAUGUUCAUGGCAAAGUUUUGAAAAUAAAAAUUAAAUGUUUUUCUUCAAGUAGUUUUCUUUUUAUUAUUGAGAGAAAAACAGUAAAACUUACUGAUUAAGAAAAAUUUAAAUGAAUAAUAGUGUAAUUUUAGAAACUGUUUUGAAGAGAGAGACAAAGACAUUUUGUGCCUUUGACAAAUUAUGUGUUGGAAAAAGAUUUCUUAAUUAAGCACUGUCCUAAUGAGAAAAGCUCUCACAAUUAUACGGAAUCAGGUACUAUGUUUCCUAUUAUUAAAACACAACCUUCUGUUUGUAAACUAUAGUUUCUAGUGGAGAAUUGCUAUCCCAGGAGAAUUAAGCUUUUGAGUACUUUAGCAAUUUCCAACAUAUUAUGUGUACCUGGUAAUAAGGUUCUUUGCAUAUUUUGUGUUGUAUGGUACUCGGACUCUUUAGAGAUUACAUAAAGCCUUCAAAAGUUAGAGAAAAAGACAUAUUAAGUUGACUUUUUUUUUUUAACAUCUUUAUUAGAGUAUAAUUGCUUUACAAUGGUGUGUUAGUUUCUGCUUUAUAACAAAGUGAAUCAGUUAUACAUGUGUCCCCAUAUCAGUUGACUCUUAUUUAAUAAUUAUUAUCUUUGUGGGAAAAUACAUACUAAUGUUUGAUUUUGUUAAUUUUAUAACAUAGGUUGAAUUUUAGAGUGGGGUUUUUAUAAGUAAUGGAGGAUAAAAUGGGUGGGAGAAAAUGGCACUCAGCAUCUGAAGAAAGAUAGAGGCAGUGGCUUCUAGAACUCGUGCAUUGCCAUUGGAAACCCUGUGUCGGGCAUCGCUGUCAGAUCCUGAAGAAUCACCUGGAAAAUCGUCCUAGAGACAUACCAAACCAUAGACUACAGUACUUUGUCACGUGUGUUGUCCUUUGUCAUGUAUUAUAAUCAAAAUGUUUACUUGAAUAAAGAAAACCCACUAACUCUCA
This is a messenger RNA of Balaenoptera ricei (Rice's whale), 3588 nucleotides long. It is a transcript of the gene SLC33A1, whose product is annotated as solute carrier family 33 member 1. Gene Ontology annotation, molecular function: acetyl-CoA transmembrane transporter activity. Gene Ontology annotation, cellular component: membrane. The record is from RefSeq and is a predicted model, not a curated record. The transcript has 4 exons. Bases 468 to 1808 code for a protein of 446 amino acids. NCBI's taxonomy places the organism in Eukaryota, Metazoa, Chordata, Mammalia, Artiodactyla, Balaenopteridae.